GUAGAAAAGGGAGAAAGUAAAUAAUCAUCCUGGUUUUCAUUCAUACGAACAAUUGUUUCUCAGCGUCUAUAACUUAAUGAUGUCAUAAUUCUUAUAUAGCUAAUAAUAUAGCUAAAGUUUUAAAGAUUAUAUCUUGGAAACCAAUAAAGGUUUUUUCAAAACGUAAAAAGAUGCAUAGCUAGCUAUCAACUUUGGUAUGAAACCAACUUAUUUUUAAUUGGAGAAAGGUUUAAGAAACUCGCCAGUAAUUCCAACCUCUAGUGAUGAAGUAUAAUAAUACCUUAAAUAAACAAAGACCUUCCAACAAUGUUCAAAAAGCUUGUUUAGAGUGAAUAUGAGUACAUUAGAAGAUACUUUAGAAAAUACUAACUCUUUUCUUACCGAUGCAAAAGUAGAUAUCAAUAAUGCUACAGUGAAUAGUGAAAUUUCCCAUCAUGAACAUUGUUUUGUCGAACCAAAUUCAAUAAAUUUCUCAACUAAACUGCCCACAGGUUGUAACUUUCCCUCAUCAAACCCAGCAACAUGUGUUGAAAACAAUCCAGCAAACAAUGAUAUUUUGAAGUCUACAGCUAUAUUAUCAGUGGCUUCAAAUAAAACUAGUGAAGAAACUACUGCAGCAACUUUUUCCUCGGUUCCUUCUAAUGUUGUUGUAGUUUUGCCAAGCAACUCCCAAACCAAAUCAAAUCGAAAUCUUAAACAAAAGAAUAUAUGUGAUCUAGUAUUGGAAAAGAAGGUAUGGAAACCUCAGGUAGACAGAAGUAAUUUAAAAAGAGUUUACUAUCCUCAAUUAAACAAAAGACAUAUUAAGCUGUUGUUAAAGUUUUUGAACGAUCCAGAGAAUAAUGUGAAGGAUCCCUUAAUUAUGACUUUAUUAAGAACAAGUCGCAUACCAUAUAAUAAGUCACACUCACUAGCUAGUCAGCUUGUAAAAUGGUCAAAGUUACUAACAAAACGAAAAAUUGGAUCAAAGGAAAAGCUUUGUUUACGUGGCUCGCAAAAGAUAAUUUUACCCAAAGAAAAAUAUAGAGCUAUAAUUAUGGAAGCACACUUGGCAACUGGACGUUUUAGUAGGAGCGAUAAUGCUGAACAUAACAGUUAUGAACGAACUGUGUUAUUGAUUAAAAGUCAUUAUGCGGUUGGUGAAAAAGAAUUCGGUAUGAACAAAUACCUUAUAUAUGAAUGUAUAGCGAAUUGCACAGGUUGUACAUGCAAUGAUAAACUGUUACCACCCCUCUCAGAAGUUAUUUCCUAUUCAUUCGUAAGUUCAAGACAGGACACAGAGAUGAACAAGACAAUAGUAUUUAGUGACCCUGAUGCUCUAAAUGAAAGUAGACAUGUUGAUUUAAAUGAAAGUCCUUUAACCAUGAUGUGGGGUAGACCAUCAACUGGAUCAAUAUGGUUUGACCAAAAAGGUUUAGCUGGUCAGAAAGAUCAUUACUCAAAACUUCUUGGUGUCAUUAACGAGGUUGGUUUAGAUUUGGGUGCUACGGCACAAGGGUGUAAGAGGUCCAAGGAAAGGCUAAUGACUAAGCUUUACUGUGCUGAGAAAUUGGUAAAAGAUGAAAGAGAGAAACUUUUAACGAACAGCGCUGUCAAUAACAACAAGAGCACAUUCCUUGUGGAUUUUCAAGAACUUCAAAAAAAAUAUUUAGAAAUUGGUCGUUUGGAUUUGUUUUUGUAUGAUGUGAACUGUAUUUUAAGGAAGUACAACCUCUCAAAGAAUGAGCACUUUUCGACAUUGGUCAACGAAACUGUUCAAAAAUUGCAAGCGAAGCAGUGCGAAGCUGAAACGAAAGAAUUAAUGGUAAAGUUACAAAAAACCAAAACCCCUUUCGAAUUCACUGCAAAAGCAACAUCCACUAAUCCAACUAUUAUAUCCACAGGAAUUAACAAAUUAAAACAAAGUGUUCCAAAAUGUCAAUCUUCUUUAAAUGUAAUUAAACAUUUUUAUCUUAUUUCCAAUAAAACUGUUCCAUCCAUGGCACCGACUACACCUGUACUGCAAAGUCCUGAUGCCAAAGUUGCGCUUGGAGACCACACUUAUACUGACUGGUGAGGUAAACAUUGAAUUGCUAACAUAAUGCAGAAGCAUUUUCUCUGUGUCAUAAUUUUAAAAUUGUUAUUGCAACGAAGAACACUACAACGGUAUCAAAAUGUGAUAUGCAUAUAAAAUGUGGGUGCAGACUUAUCUUAACUGUAUUCCAAUAUUGUUGCAGUUGAUAGUGACUAAAUAAAAUUUUCAACAAUGUGAUGAAACUCUAAUGUUGGGUAUGUUGUAACUUUAGGAAACAAAUAACGAGCAAUCCAUCUGUUGAUAAGUAUCUUUGCGCUGGUAUUGCAUUCAUUAAGCGAAGAUGAAAAUCGAGUAGUUAUGUUGUUAUAACUAAACCAGACCAAAUCUGGAAAGGAUUUUAUAUGCGAAUUUUUUAAACUUUUUUUUACACUUUUUUUUAUAAUAAUGUUUUUUUAUAUAUAAUUGCUUCUCAAUAGUUAUAUAUAAAAUAAAAUAAUUGGAAGUUGUGUCCACAUUUCCCUAACUUAUUGCUCAAGAAAUCUUAAUGUGAACGAACUGUUAGCUUGGAGUUGUUAGCAAAGACCAUUUUCUCGAAAGCCAAUAAAGAUGCUUUAUUUUAAUCUCUGACAAUUUUAUGACGAAUCUGAAUACAGAUUGUAAAUA
Hydractinia symbiolongicarpus is the source of this 2677-nucleotide messenger RNA. RefSeq lists its product as uncharacterized. NCBI's taxonomy places the organism in Eukaryota, Metazoa, Cnidaria, Hydrozoa, Anthoathecata, Hydractiniidae. The coding region runs from base 335 to 2056 and encodes 573 amino acids. The record is from RefSeq and is a predicted model, not a curated record. The transcript has 5 exons.